Cylindrotheca closterium is the source of this 522-nucleotide messenger RNA. The record is from the annotation of a GenBank genome assembly. NCBI's taxonomy places the organism in Eukaryota, Bacillariophyta, Bacillariophyceae, Bacillariales, Bacillariaceae.
AUGAUGAAAGCGAGGUUCCUGGGAUUCAGUCCUGACUCUGGUGAUGAUUUUACAUAUGUGAUUGUCACUGAUCCUGAUUCUGACAAAGAACUACGUCGGAUCUUUACCCGCUCCGUCAUCCGCCUGCGGCUUGUUUACGAGGCCGCACCUGUUUUGGUCCGAAAGGGGAAGACAAAGGCGCCAAAUCCACUAUUGACCAUUCAAGAGGAGCCCGAACCCUUGGGCACCAUACCGGAAUAUGAAAGAGCUAUCAAAGAAGUAUAUGGACCACCUCCUUCGAAACAACUUCGUACCGACCCUACUUCGGAUGAUGAAGACCUCUUUGAUUUGGUUAAUGGGCAUGAAUUUUGUAAGGGAGUCCUGUUUCUCAGCAUUCUCUGGAAGACUGAUGAAACCUCUUGGGUAACUUAUCGCGCUUGUCGUGAAGAUUUCCCCUAUGAGACUGCCAAGUACAUCUGUGCCAACAAGAUUGGGUCCUGCUCCGGUAACCACAAGAAUGGACCACACCAACGUUGGGCAUGA